Molecule: messenger RNA, 2834 nt
Organism: Zingiber officinale
Lineage: Eukaryota; Viridiplantae; Streptophyta; Magnoliopsida; Zingiberales; Zingiberaceae
Product: exocyst complex component SEC15A-like
Exons: 3
Coding region: 284-2662 (792 amino acids)
Biological process (GO): intracellular protein transport; exocytosis; Golgi to plasma membrane transport
Cellular component (GO): membrane; exocyst
Source: RefSeq, a predicted model, not a curated record
AUACAAUUGUUUAAAAAUAACAUAUAAUUUAAACCAGGGCCUUAGAUUUAAGGGGAAUUGGACAUUUGGCAGAAAAAUGGACGAAAGACUGAUUCAACUGCGCAGCGAUUGCUGCGCUUCAAGGAUCAUACUUGUUCUUGUUCAUCUUUCUCCUUCCUCUGCCCUCCAGCGAUCCUCUCCGCCUCCUUCAACGCGACAUCUCCUGCGAUCCAGGGAUUUCCGUCGCCAUUUUUGUCACGGGUGGUCAAGGAUUUGCAUGCAUUUGGCGUAGGGUUUUGAGAAAAUGAUGCUGCACGCGCCCUCCAAGAGGCGCCCCGCAAUAGAAAACGUAGAAGGCGGCGUCGACGUCGUCCUCGCAACCUCCAUCGGCAAUGGCGAAGACUUGGGCCCCGCCGUCAGGCACGCCUUCGAGAGCGGCAAGCCCGAGACCCUCGUCCACCAGCUCAGAAACUUCGCCAAGAAAAAGGAAAUCGAGAUCGAAGAGCUCUGCAAGCUCCAUUACGAGGACUUCAUCGUCGCCGUCGACGAGCUACGCGGCGUCUUAGUCGACGCCGACGAGCUAAAGAGCAUGCUCUCCAAUGAGAAUCUACGGUUACAGGGAGUGGCAACCGGAUCCCUUCUAAAUCUCGAGGAGCUCCUCGAGCUGUACUCGAUCAAGAAGAAUGUCUCAGAAGCCAUGAAGACAUUGAAGAUUUGCAUUCAGGUUUCGAAGCUGUGCUUGACCUGCAACAUGCACAUCUCGAGCGGCAGGUUCUACCACGCAGUGAAAAUCUUAGACUUGAUCGAGAAGGACUACAUCCAGAACACCCCUCUCAAGGCCUUCAAGAAGGUGAUCGAGAAGCAGAUACCGACGCUGAAAAAGCACAUCGAGAAGAAAGUCUGCAGCGAGUUCAACGACUGGCUCGUUCAUAUACGAAGUGCGGCUAGGGAAAUUGGGCAGUUGGCGAUCGGACAGGCCUCCGCGGCUCGACAAAGGGAGGAGGAGAAGCGGUCUCGCCAAAGGGAAGCCAUAGAACAGAGCAGAUUUGGCGUCGUCGGAGAUUCUCUCUACUCUUUGGACAUCGAGCUCAUCGAUGAUGACUCGGUGCUGGAGUUCGACCUGACGCCGGUUUAUCGCGCGCACCACAUCCACACUUGCCUCGGCUUCAAGGCGAAAUUUCACGAGUAUUACUACAAGAACCGCCUGAUGCAGCUGAACUUGGACUUGCAGAUCUCGUCGGCGCAAGCGUUUCUCGAGUCCCACCAGCCCUUCUUCGCCCAGAUCGCCGGCUUCUUCAUCGUCGAAAAUCGUGUUCUUCGAACUGCCGGGGAAUUGCUGUCGGAGAGUCAGGUGGAGACCCUGUGGGAGACUGCGAUCGGGAAGAUGACGGCGGUGCUGGAGAAUCAGUUCUCGCGGACGGAUACCACCAGCCACCUGUUACUCAUCAAAGACUUCGUCACUCUCCUCAGCGCCACCCUGUCCCGCCAUGGCUACAGGGCGGCGCCUCUGAUUCAGGUCCUCAACAGCAGCAGGGACAAGUACCAUGACCUCCUGAUCAGCGAGUGCCGGAAGCAAAUCAGAGACAUCCUGGCCAGCGAUGACUUCGAGCAGAUGGUGAUCAAGAAAGAGUACGAGUACAACAUGAACGUGCUGUCGUUCCAGCUGCAGUCCUCAGACACAGUGCCGGCUUUCCCCUACGUCGCGCCGUUCUCCUCUUCAGUUCCAGAUUCGUGCCGUAUCGUUCGUUCCUUCAUUGAGGACUCUGUCAGCUACUUAUCCUACGGCGGCCCGAUCAAUUUCUACGAUGUGGUCAAGAAGUACUUAGACAAGCUCAUGAUUGAAGUGCUGAAUGCGGCACUGCUAAGCAUGAUUCACACAGGCAAUAUAGGCGUUUCCCAGGCGAUGCAAAUUGCGGCGAACAUAGCUGUUCUUGAGUGCACUUGUGACAUGUUUCUUUGUCAGGCUGCCCGGCUUUGCUCCGUUCCGUUACGGUUAGUCAAGAGGCCGAAUGCCGGGUUGGCUGCUAAGGCUGUAUUCAAGGCAUCACAGAAUGCUGCCUACACUGCACUGAUGCAUUUGAUCGAUUCCAAGUUGGAUGAUCAUCUUGCAUUGUUGAACAAUAUCAAUUGGAUAGCUGAUGACUCGACCGAGAACCCGAAUGAGUAUGCUAACGAACUCGUCGUGUUUCUCGACAACCUGAUAUCCACUGCUCAGCAAAUUUUGUCUUUGGAGGCUGUUUAUAAGAUCGGAAUUGGCGCUCUUAGCCAUAUUUCUGACUCGAUUGUAGUCGCUUUUCUUAGUGAUAACCUGAAAAGGUUCACCCUUAGUGCUGUUGUCGGCAUUGGUAAUGAUGUAAGAGUGUUGGAAUCUUUCGCAGAAGAAAGCUUUCAGAAUUCCGGCUUGAUCGAUUUGAACAAAGAUCGUAGCUUCAAAGACUGUUUGAUAGAGUCCAGGCAAUUGGUGAACCUUCUGCUCAGCAAUCAGCCUGAGAAUUUCAUGAAUCCUGUGAUCAGGGAGAAAAAUUAUGGAGCUCUGGACUACAAGAAAGUUGCAAACGUCUGCGAAAAGUUCAAGGAUGCGCCGGAUAGGUUGUUCGGAAGUCUGUCGAGAGGAAAUGCGAAGCAAGAUGCUCGAAAGAAGUCCAUGGACAUGUUGAAGAGAAGACUGAAAGACUUCAGUUAACUAUCAUUCAUUCAGUAUGCAGUAAGAACUUGGCUUCUUUUUGUUACUUGACUUCAGUUAACAUCUUUCUCGUUUCUAUCAAAGAAAUCUAAACUUGAUAUUUAUACGAGUAUCAGAAGGAUGAUCCAAGGAACUUCCUUGCCAUCAUCUCUUUAUUUAUUUGUACAUUUUG